Peromyscus eremicus (cactus mouse) is the source of this 2337-nucleotide messenger RNA. RefSeq names its product signal transducer and activator of transcription 6 (gene Stat6). The coding region runs from base 128 to 1306 and encodes 392 amino acids. Gene Ontology annotation, biological process: growth hormone receptor signaling pathway via JAK-STAT; response to peptide hormone; defense response. Gene Ontology annotation, molecular function: DNA-binding transcription factor activity, RNA polymerase II-specific; RNA polymerase II cis-regulatory region sequence-specific DNA binding. The record is from RefSeq and is a predicted model, not a curated record. The transcript has 11 exons. NCBI's taxonomy places the organism in Eukaryota, Metazoa, Chordata, Mammalia, Rodentia, Cricetidae.
GCCCUUGGUGGUCAUUGUCCACGGCAACCAAGACAAUAAUGCCAAAGCCACCAUCCUGUGGGACAAUGCCUUCUCUGAGGUGGACCGUGUGCCUUUUGUGGUAGCUGAGAGAGUGCCCUGGGAGAAAAUGUGUGAAACUCUGAACCUCAAGUUCAUGGCUGAGGUGGGGACCAGCCGGGGACUGCUACCAGAACACUUCCUCUUCCUGGCCCAGAAGAUCUUCAAUGACAACAGCCUUAGUAUGGAGGCCUUCCAGCACCGUUGUGUGUCUUGGUCACAGUUCAACAAGGAGAUCCUGUUGGGCCGUGGUUUCACCUUUUGGCAGUGGUUUGAUGGUGUCCUAGAUCUCACUAAACGCUGUCUCCGGAGCUAUUGGUCAGACCGGCUGAUCAUCGGCUUUAUUAGCAAACAGUACGUCACAAGCCUUCUCCUCAACGAGCCAGAUGGAACUUUCCUCCUCCGCUUCAGCGACUCUGAGAUUGGGGGCAUCACCAUUGCCCAUGUCAUCCGGGGUCAGGAUGGCUCCUCACAGAUAGAGAACAUCCAACCAUUUUCUGCUAAAGACCUGUCCAUUCGCUCACUGGGGGACCGAAUCCGGGAUCUUGCUCAGCUAAAAAACCUCUACCCCAAGAAACCCAAGGAUGAGGCUUUCCGGAACCACUAUAAGCCUGAACAGAUGGGCAAGGACGGGAGGGGUUAUGUCUCAACUGCUAUCAAGAUGACCGUGGAAAGGGACCAGCCUCUACCUACUCCGGAGCCCCAGAUGCCCGCCAUGGUACCACCUUAUGAUCUUGGAAUGGCCACUGAUGCCUCUGUGCAGCUCGGCUCAGAUAUGGGGUACCCUCCACAGUCUCAUUCCAUCCACUCAUUUCAAAGCCUCCCCCUAGAAGAGCCAAUCAAUAUGCUUCCAGCCUUUUCGGAGCCUCACCUGCAAAUGCCCCCCAACAUGAGCCCGAUGAACCUACACUUUGACCAGCCUCACCCCCAGAACCUGCUGCAAUGCCAGCCCCAGGAGCAUGCCGUGUCCAGCCCUGAACCCCUGCUCUGCCCAGAUGUGACCAUGGCAGAGGACAGCUGCCUAGCUCAGCCUGUGGGAGGUUUCUCCCAGGGCACCUGGGUUGGCGAAGACAUGUAUGCUCCCCUGCUGCCUCCCACUGAACAGGACCUCAACAAGCUGCUCCUGGAGGGCCAAGGGGAGGCAGGAGGAGGGCCCUUGGGCGCCCAGUCCCUCCUACAACCAUCUCCUUAUGGGCAAUCCGGGAUCUCAAUGUCCCACCUGGACCUAAGGACCAACCCCAGUUGGUGAUCCCAGCUGGCGAAUCCCGGACACAGAGCCUCUGCUGUCUCUAUAUGGACCUGCCCUGGACACCUGCUCAUGCAGGCGCCUCCCAUCUCCAGCUGUUCCUUGGUCAGGAGGAAAGAACUACCAGGAGAAUGCAUGGCAUAUGGGACCAUUGCACUCCGUCCUUCCAGCACAUCAGGGCCCCUUUUCCGACACGGGAAGGAUGUUCAGGCUCUAAUGUGGUAACAGGCACCCGUGUGCCGGCGCGCGCGCGCACACGCGCACACACACACACACAGAGGACCAGAACAUGCUGGGCAGGAAGGGACUAGACAAGCACAGGUUAGGGUACCAAGGGAUCCUGUGUUGAGGCAGGGCCUGGGACACACAUGCACAAACAGGUAAGACACCAUGCCACGGACAGAGGGCAUAGACCUAGGGCAUUGAAGCAGGGGUUCAGGAGACCCUGGGUGGGAGGAAAAAGGGGGCCUAGGUAUAUGGUUACUGGUGUGGACUUCGCCUAGAUUAAAACACCAAGUUCCUCCAAAAUCUUACCGUCAAGAGGCUCUGUGACGGCCCAGACUGUGCCUCGCAAGAGCUAAGCUUUGUGUGUAGCUGUGCUGACGUUGACCCGAGACAUGUUAACCUAUAGAUGUCACACAUUCACUCUAUGACCACAUAGACCAUGUAUCUCUGCUUCUGCCUGUGCGACAACACGUAUUUGAAAGGCUGAGACGGUGUGAGAGUCACACCCAAUGCCAUUUUGGGUGUAACUAUGCAGCUGUGACAUGUGCGUGUAGCUAUGGCCUUGGUGACUCAAUGCUUUCCCCGUUUCCCAGGGCCCUGAGGACUGAGGAGGGGUACAAGCCUUGCUGUGUAACGCCCUGGGUGCCCCAACUACUCUCUCUUAUAUUUUUCUGUCCACUGCCGGCUUCUCUCCACUUCUCUCCACGUCUCAUGCAGUCCCUUUUCCCUCACUGGGGGGAGAAGGGGGGUCAUGGAUCCUAAGCCAUAAAAUAAAUUUUAUUCCAAAAUAACAAAAUAAAUAAUCUACU